This is a messenger RNA of Hevea brasiliensis (rubber tree), 3154 nucleotides long. RefSeq lists its product as uncharacterized. The record is from RefSeq and is a predicted model, not a curated record. The transcript is spliced from 4 exons. Bases 1721 to 2611 code for a protein of 296 amino acids. Lineage: Eukaryota; Viridiplantae; Streptophyta; Magnoliopsida; Malpighiales; Euphorbiaceae.
UCCCCAAUUUGGAAACGUUGUCAUUAGACGGUCACAUCAUUGAGACUAUAUUGCAAUGCCAAGUGCCAAAUGGCUUCCUUUCCAAAGUAAAAACUAUUUACCUGUACAAAAUUCAAGAAAAUAUAGAAACUGUUGCUCUUUGUGGAUUCCUUCAAAGAUUACCCAAUCUAGAAAUUGUAAAAAUUGAUUCUUCUCUCCAAGAAUUUUUUUUCCAAGAUGAAGAAGAUGAUGGCGCUAUGCUACCCCAAAUGGACAGCUAUGGAAGUUUAGCAUCUUUCCAAACUCUAAUAACUCUGGAAGUUAAACAUUGCAAAGCAUUGAUACAGUUGGAGAUACCGUCAGCAGCCAAAAGUAUGAUGCAAAAUCUAACAGCUCUGAUGGUUGAAGAUUGCAAAGCAUUGAAACAGUUGGUAUCACCAUCAGCAGCCAAAAGUAUGGUGCAACUUGUGACAAUGAAGAUUGAAACUUGCGAAAUGUUGACAGAAAUAGUAGCAGAUGAACAACAAAAUGGAACAACAGAAGUCAUCGAAUUCAGCAAAUUGAAAACUUUGCAACUUAUUCGUUUACGAAGCCUCACAAGCUUCUGCUGCUUCAGUGGUCUUACAUUUAAAUUCCCAUCUUUGGAAGUAGUAACUGUAGAAGGAUGCCGCAAUAUGAGUAUUUUCUCUACUGGAGCAUUGAGCACACCAAAGCUGCAAUGUGUACAAAUGGAACGAUAUUAUUUUGAGAAUUGGCUUUGGGAGGGUGAUCUCAAUGCCAGCAUACAACAAUCGAAUAUGGAAAAGUAUGUGAACGUGAAACUCUCUGAAUUUCCCUGGCUAAAGGAAAAAUGGCAUGCCCAACCUCCAUUGAAGUUCCUGGAAAGAUUAAUAAUACCGGUGGUAGACAAGUGUGAGUUUUUCCCAAAAGCCUUAUCAUCAAAUCAACUACAGUGCUUGAACCGUUUGAAGGUGCUGAUUGUAGAAAAUUGCUAUUCGCUUGAAGAAAUAUUUGAUAUGGAAGGGCUGAAUGCAGAUGAAGGGCAUAAUGGGUUGAUGCCAUUGUUAGAGGAAUUGCAUUUAAUUGAUCUACCACAGUUGAGGCGUAUAUGGAACAAGUAUCCUCAAGGAAUUUUGGGUUUCAAAUCGCUAAAACUGCUUAAGGUUCAUAAUUGUAGUAGCUUGAGUAAUAUACUUACUCUUCCCAUGGUAGACAAGUGUGAGUUUUUGUCAAAAGCUUUCUCAUCAAAUCAACUGCAGUUCUUGAACUCUUUGGAGGUGCUGAUUGUAGAAAAAUGCAAUUCGCCAGAAGAAAUAUUUGUUUUGGAAGGGUGGAAUGCAGAUGAAGUGCAUUAUAGGUUGGUGCCGGUGUUUAAGGAAUUGCAUUUAAUUGAUCUACCACAGUUGAAGUGUAUAUGCAACAAGGAUCCUCAAGGAAUAUUGGAUUUUAAGUACCUAAAACUGCUGAAGGUUUAUAAUUGUAGCAGCUUGAGCAAUAUAUUUACUCUUCCCAUGGCUUUGGAGCUUGUGCAACUUGAGUGCAUAGAAAUAAAGAGAUGUAGUUUGUUGGAGGAAAUCAUCCAUAAAGAAGGGGAAGAUGAAGGAGCAAUGGAUAAGACCAUAUCCCUUCAUUACACUCCAUCAUUCUUCAGGAUUUGCACAAUUUAAGAAGCUUUUAUUCAGGAAGUGACAUUUUGAAAUAUCUAUCAUUGGAAAAAAUUGAAGUAACUGACUGUCCGAAGAUGGAGACAUUUUCAGUUAAAGUUUACUCAAGUGUGAUUGGAGAGGGAAACAAAGAACCUUGCAAGGGAUAUUUUGAUGCUCCUACUGUACCGAUUUUCAGUGGCAAGAUUGGGAUUCAGAGGUUAGAAGGACUGAAGGUGGAAUGGAACAUACUGAAGGGGAUAUGGCCUGAAAUGUUUCAAGCAGGGUUCCUUAACAGCCUGAAAGUAAUUGAGCUGCUAGGCUUGCCUGUUGGGUGUGCACAUUUGCUUUUAGAUUUCCUUCAAAGGUUACCCAAUCUAGAGAAGCUUGUUCUGAGUGAUUCUUUAAUGGAAGAAACAUUCCUAGAUGAACUGAACAUUCACAACAAAGAAAAUCCUAGGUCACUUGCACAAUUGAAAGGACUCGUGUUGUCUAAGUUGCCAAAACUUAGGUGUAUGGUGAAUACCCAACCGUUUGAAAAUCUGAAGAAUUUGGAAGUAUCAAAAUGUCAUGGAAUGAUUAAUCUGAUAACUUCCACAGCAGCUAGAAGGCUGGUGCAACUCACUCAAAUAAGCGUAACCGACUGUGAAAUUAUACAAGAAAUAGUAGCGAGUGUGGGAGAUGAAGUAGCUGAUAAGAUAUGGUUCAGCCAUCUAAAAUACUUGGAACUUCGGAGGUUACCAUGCCUUACAAGUUUCAGUUUUGGUUAUUAUACGUUCAUUUUCCAAUCUUUGCGAGAGGUGAUUAUCACAGAAUGCCCCCAGAUGAAGACUUUUGCUCAAGGACGCGCAAGUACACCAACGCUAAGGAAAAUGCAAGCAGAUGGUGAAGUUAAAUUUGAAUUUGAAUGGAAUCGGAAAGGUAACCUAAAUGAGAUCAUACAAGAGUCAUACAAGAGAUUCACUGGAAUGGAUGAUGAAGAAAAUUGAAGUCAUAUUUCAUGUUUGCAAAGCUGGAACAUGGAUGCAGAUUUUCAAUGAAGUAAGAGGCCUUUCAAUUCGUUCCAUUAACUUAUAGCGUAGUAGUUUUCCUUUGAGAUUUCAACAGUGGGAGGAUUUCUCACUCCUGUUCUCUUUACAUAAUCUAGGUAGACUUUGUUUGAGUUUCUGCAACUUGUAUUGCUUGCUAGUAUUAAAUUCCUUGAUUGGCAGAUGCUAUUUGAAGAUUUAAGUGUUGCAAGCUGUUGACAGAAAUUGUAGCAGAUUAAGAAGAUGGAACAACAGAAGAGAUUGGAGAUUGAAAACUUUGGAACUAGUUCAUUUAAAAAGCCCAGCAAGCUUUUGCUCGCGUGGUUUCACCAUCAAAUUCCCAUCUUUGGAAGAAGUAAUUGUAAAAGAUGCCCAAUAUGUGGAUAUUCUCUGCUGGAGCAUUAAGCACACCAAAGCUGCAAUGUGUACAAGUGACAGUAGUACACUUUGGAAAUUGGCUUUGGAAGGGAAACGUCAAUGCCACCACACAACAAUUGUUUAUGA